GAAACGUCCGCGAACUCAAGGCAGCCCCUUCUUUUGCCUGCGGGACCCUCGUUGUCCGGGGACGGAAAAGUGUGCGGUGAGCGGCCUAGGUCCUUGUUAGUGCGGCCCUGGGGUCUGAAGAGAAGUACCAGUCGGGAUCCGAGCUGUCAGGCCUGUGGGAGUUGGUCUAGCUGGCUCAGCCCCUCCAGAGGUACCCAGUGGAGAAAAGAGGAAUGGCUGUGGACCAAGCCAAACAUAAGAAAUCGAUGGUGUUCAGUGACGUGUCUCUGGACUUCUCUCAGGAGGAGUGGGAGUGCCUAGGCCCUGCUCAGAAGGACUUGUACAGAGAUGUGAUGUUGGAGAACUACAGUCACCUGCUUUCAGUGGCAGGACUUCACAUUCCCAAGCCUCAGGUGAUCUCUUUAUUGGAACAAGGCAAAGAGCCCUGGAUGAUUGGCAAAGAGCUCACAAGAGGCCUGUGCUCAGCUCUGGAGUCAAUGUGUGAAAGCAAGUUAUUAUCUCUAAAGAAGGAAGUUUAUGAAAUAGAAUCAUGCCAGAGGGAGUUAAUGGGACUUAAAAAGCAUGGCCUUGAGUACUCCAGUUUUAGAGAUGUUCUGGAAUGUGGAAGCCAAUUUACAAGACAAUUGGGAUAUCAAAAUGGUCAUUUAAGUGAAGAAAUACUCAGUCCUGAAUAUAUGCCCACAUUUGUUCAACAGACUUUCUUUACCCUACAUCAAAUUAUUAAUAAUGAUGAGAAACCCUAUGAAUGUAAGAAAUGUAGAAAGGUCUUUACUCAGAACUCACAAUUUAUUCAACAUCAAAGAAUUCAUAUUGGUGAAAAGUCUUAUGAAUGUAAGGAGUGUGGGAAAUUCUUCAGUUGUGGUUCACAUGUUACUCGACAUCUGAAAAUUCAUACUGGUGAAAAACCCUUUGAAUGUAAAGACUGUGGGAAGGCCUUUAGUUGUAGCUCAUACCUUUCUCAGCAUCAGAGAAUACACACUGGUAAGAAACCUUAUGAAUGUAAGGAAUGUGGAAAAGCCUUUAGCUAUUGUUCAAAUCUUAUUGACCAUCAGCGAAUUCACACUGGUGAAAAACCCUAUGCUUGCAAAGUGUGUGGGAAAGCUUUUACAAAGAGCUCACAGCUUUUUCAACAUGUCAGAGUUCAUACAGGUGAGAAACCUUAUGAAUGUAAGGAAUGUGGCAAAGCCUUUACUCAGAGCUCAAAACUUGUUCAGCAUCAGAGAACCCACACUGGUGAGAAACCCUAUGAGUGCAAGGAAUGUGGGAAAGCCUUUAGUAGUGGCUCAGCCCUUACAAAUCAUCAGAGAAUCCACACUGGGGAGAAACCUUAUGAGUGCAAGGAAUGUGGAAAAUCCUUUACUCAGAGCUCACAACUUCGGCAACAUCAAAGAAUUCAUGCUGGUGAGAAACCAUUUGAAUGUCUUGAAUGUGGAAAGGCCUUUACUCAGAACUCACAGCUUUUUCAACAUCAGAGAGUCCACUCAGAUGAAAAACCAUAUGAAUGUAAUAAAUGUGGAAAGGCCUUUAAUAAAUGCUCAAAUCUUACCCGACAUCUGAGAAUUCAUAGUGAUGACAAGCCUUAAGAAAUACGGGAAGACAGUAAUGAUUCAGACCUUAUUCACCAUCAGGGAAUUCAUGCUCAUGAGUAAUAAAAAUUCAUAUUUGAGAGUUACUUUCUUUGACAUGGCCUGAUUAGGUAUUUAUAUUUUCAAUCCAAAUCGUUUUAACUAUAGAUUAUGAAUUCUAAGUCUACAUUUACACUCUUCCCACACACCAAUGCUAGUUGCUUAAUAGUUCUGUAUUUCUCCAUUGCUUGGGGAUUUGUCAUACUGUUGUUCAUAUUUUCUUAUAUUUUUUAGGACUGUCUUUUGUUUUCUAAACUGUUUUUUGUGCUUGUGCUAAUAUUACAGUGUUUUAAUUGUGUAACCUGUAAUGACUUUAAGUUCCUUGUGGAAUUCCAAUGUUGUAUUUGAGGCAACAAUGUCAGUCUUUUUGCUGUGUUUCAUGAGCUUAUUUUUAUUUUUUAUUGUAAGUGAAAAAAAUGAGAAAACUAGAUAAUCCAAAGCGCAAACGUCAAAAUGAAUUGCUAUAUUGAUUGUAGAUGACGAUUAUCAAAUUGGUAGAACUAAUUCUGCUGGACGUUGCUUUCUAAAGACAUGUAGUCAUGGUAUUGUGUUCUGCUUUUAUCAUGCUAAAAAAUCAUAAUAAUUGCUUUUCUAGCAAUACAAAGUUUAAUGACUUAGUAUCUUUUUUAAAUGACUAUUUUUCAUGUUAUGGUUGCUUCUAAAUUUUUGCAUUUAUAAAAGCUGUCUCCAGUAAUAUGACCCCAAACUAAUAUUUAGAUGUUUGAUAUUUUGUUCCUUUUAAAACCAAAAACAUUUCUUUUAAUGCUGAAUUUAUUCACAUUUUCUCCUUGUAUGCUAUUUUGUUCCUUUUCAUUAACCCUAAUCCUAAUGUCAUGCCCAAAAGGUAAUUACAGUUAGCAAAGUGUUAUUUUUCCAGAUUUUUCUUAUAUAUGUUAUUAGUAGUUGUUCCUUAUUUUAUAUAUGCAGUCAUGUGUAUGCAUUGGUUUGCUGUGAGAAUCCAAUGAAUUCAUCUAUUCCUAGAAUACAGUAUAGGUUUAAUAAAAAGUUUCUCUUGUCAUUA
Messenger RNA from Peromyscus leucopus (white-footed mouse), 2646 nucleotides. RefSeq names its product zinc finger protein 383. Gene Ontology annotation, molecular function: DNA-binding transcription repressor activity, RNA polymerase II-specific. Bases 213 to 1583 code for a protein of 456 amino acids. Gene Ontology annotation, biological process: negative regulation of transcription by RNA polymerase II. The transcript is spliced from 5 exons. NCBI's taxonomy places the organism in Eukaryota, Metazoa, Chordata, Mammalia, Rodentia, Cricetidae. The record is from RefSeq and is a predicted model, not a curated record.